Messenger RNA from Aureobasidium musti, 1158 nucleotides. NCBI's taxonomy places the organism in Eukaryota, Fungi, Ascomycota, Dothideomycetes, Dothideales, Saccotheciaceae. The record is from the annotation of a GenBank genome assembly.
AUGAGACAUCACCUUCCUGUAUUGACCUUCGCGGCUGCUGUGAGCGGCGUGCAAGCCUACCAGCAGCAACUUGACGUCCCGGAUUCAGCAUUCACCUCGUGGCAGCUUCCUACUGCCGUUUCAGGACCAUGUGACGUUUCAAUUGGACCUGACAACCUUGUUUACGUGCAAGAGUUCUUUGCCAACAAGAUUGCGCGAUUCAAUCAGAACACUGGUGAAUUCACAGAGUACGACAUUCCCUUCACCGUGCCUGGACUGGACAACUUCACCCUACCGCUGCCUGGCCAUGCAAAGUUCGAACUCCUGUCUUGUGCCAUACGUACUGGCUAUGAUGGUUUCAUGUACUUUAGCAACGGUGCUCACAAUCAGCUCGUCCGCCACGAUGUCCACAGCGGCGAAACCGUUGUCUUUACUCCUCCUCCAUCCCUCUUGAGUAUCUUAGGCAAUCUUCAGCCUUUGAAUGACUUGACUACUGCUCCGGACGGAGUCUAUUUCACGCAGACCACGGGAAAUCAGAUCACAAAGUUCGACUACGAGACACAUGAGUUCACGUCAUGGACUGUGCCUACACUGCUCUCGAUCCCUCUAGGCAUCUACUAUUCACAGCAUGAUGAUGGAGUCUGGUUCCUAGAGUUCGGCGCUUCGAAAGUCGGCCGCCUAGAUCGCCACACCCAUGAGAUCGAGGAGUUCGACCUACCCUUGGAUGCACUACAACCUCUGGUCAUGCGUGCCGAGACAGUCAACCAAGAUGGCAGUACGACUCUCUGGUUCGCAUGCACGACCUCGUCCACCAUUACGGGUAUCAACACACGAACUGGAGGCAUCACUCCAUACCACGAGCCUAAUGCUCCCACAGAGACCGUCGAAGUAGCACAAGACUUGAAAGGAAACGUGUGGGCGACCCACAUUCUGCAGAAUACACUAGGCGUACUCAACCCCAAGACGGGUAAUGUCAGCGUCGUUGUCGAACCAAGUGUUAUUCUGGACACCCCAGGCAUCACAGUCCCAUUCUACGGCGAGAGCGGUAUCUUCGGGUACGCUGUCGGUCAGCCACCAGGCCAAGGACAGAAAGACAUUCUCGGCGACUCGAUCUGGUAUACGCAUUUCUUGACCAACCAGUUGAUCAGGCUGGACCUGACGAACGUCGAGAUUCCUUGA